AAGGAAUGGAUCCAUCAUUGCAUUGAGCUUACCUUACAGUACUCUUCCUCUUGCCCCCCCCCCAACGGUUCCUUAACUUCCUUACUGCGGGCCAAAUCAAUACCCUCGGAUUCCGAAAUACAAGAGCUUCCCCCCCUCCCCAUCCACUCCCGUAGACUCUUCCUUUCCUUCUUAAUUUCUUCUUCCUAUUCUCGUCUCUUUCCGUCACCUUUAUUCCGUGCAUCUAAUCAAAUCCAUCUUCCUCGGCUCUUUUCUGCUCUCCCAUUUACUUAAACCUCCCAUCACCCCCUGGUUCCUGGUACAUUCCAUCUCUAUACCACUGCACAGUACAUCUCAACUACCUUGUACAUUCCUGUCCUCAACGGCCCCUCCCCUGCCUAUCUGGUUUCGACCUUUUGACAAUAAAUCAUCCUCUUCUAUCAUCCGUUUGAUAUCACAUAUUCUCUUCCCAAUGGCAGCUAUCCGUUCCACGUCUUUGCGCGCCCUUCGCGUGCUCUCUCAGCACCCUACUACACCCUGCACUCGACGGGGUCUACACAUCACCGGUGCCACCUCCGCACCCCCUGCCAGCGUUGGCGACAAGGCGUCCUUGUAUUCCUCCCGUAGUCUUUCGGAUCUCAAGGGAGAAUGCCAGACCCGGAAGCUAGGAGCGCAUGGAACACAGGCUGAGCUGGUCGAACGUCUGUCCAACCAUGACUUCCUCCAAUCGCGCGCCUUCAGCAUCGCCAUGAGGCGCAUCAAUGGUACCGCAGCAGAGACCAACUCCGGCCGCCAAUUUAACACCUCCCGCUCCCAAAAGGCCGUGGGUGACUCAUCCACGGUGGAUUUCGCCUACAUGCCCUCCAUGUCGGAGAUGGAGACCACCGCUGCUCGCCCCGAUCUGCGGAUUCCGAUCUUUCCCGACCUCUACGCCAGACCCCAGGCGAACCUAGCGGAGCAGCCCUCCGGCAGCUCGGGUCCCAUGAGACCCCACGUUUACACCGUGUCCGGUGCCGGAGCUGACGUCGCCGUCAGUCCCAUGACAGAGGUGGUGGAUAACCUCGCUGUGGAUAUCGACCCAUUUUCUUUGACCGAAACGGUGGGCAAAUCGCGGUUCGAGGAAGAGCUGCAGAAGCAACAGAACGGGUCUAGCAACGGGGGUGUCGUGCAAGAGUUAUGGCAUGGCUUCCUGGAUGAUCUCCUAGGCCCCAAGGCCCAGCCUUCGCAGAGACAGUGAGGGUUUCAAAGUUAUUUUUCUGUUUUUCAGCGUGGUGUUUUAACUUUCCUAUGUGUUGUUCAACAUGAUUGCGAUUUACUUUAUUUGAUUUACGAUGCAGCAUAUCUGCUCCAGAACCAGAUUGUUC
This is a messenger RNA of Aspergillus candidus, 1343 nucleotides long. RefSeq lists its product as uncharacterized. The record is from RefSeq and is a predicted model, not a curated record. NCBI's taxonomy places the organism in Eukaryota, Fungi, Ascomycota, Eurotiomycetes, Eurotiales, Aspergillaceae. Bases 452 to 1216 code for a protein of 254 amino acids. The transcript is spliced from 3 exons.